AGCCAGCCAGGGGUUCUUGACAGGGGCUCUGACCUUUUCUGUCUAUUCCUUAGGCUUGCUGACCUUUAGCAGCCUGCUGAGCAACUCAGCAACAUUUGCAGGGUAGAGCCUGGGAAGCUGUUCCUUUCAGCUGACUCCUUCCUGGUGCCUUGCCCUGCACCCAGUGGCUUCUCUCCCAGCCUCAUGGUCACAGUACUCCUUCACCUGUUCACCAAGUUCUCAGAGCAAUAAAGGGUAUUCCACCCCUGCAGCUGCUCCUGGCCAGUGUGGCUGGGGUUGGGACCAUGCCACAAGGCAACAUGAGGGCAACCAUGCCUGUGAGGUUGGUGGUGCUGACGUUGGCUCUGCGAGGUCGGCUCAAGGUGGGUCUGGAUAUUGAGCAGGCCUGUCAGGGCGUUGUCACCCACACCAGGAGCACGUGGCAGGUGUGGCAGCCAGCAACACCUCCCUCUUCCACCAGCCCAGGAGCCUGUGUGCACCCCAUCUGGCGCUUUGCACUGUGUGAACACAAAUGCACAUUAAACUCUCAAACCCACACUGACUGGGUCUUCCUUCCUCUCACCUUUGUAGCAGCCCCAAGGUAGCAGCUGUCUUGCUGCAGGUAGGAGCAGGAUGGGAGGUCUGAAAGGAGAAGGCCAGGCUGGGAUCCCAAUUCCAGAGCCUUCAAGAGCUGAAACACUGACCACUGCAGCCCCACCCCAUUUCAGGCCUGUUACAGAUCAGGUUCUGAGGAUCAGGAAAAGCAGGGUACAAAACCAGAGCAGGACUGGGCCAAAGGAUGAAACAGGUGAAAACACACAGCCGAGUUACCAAGCAUCACAUGGAUGAAGAGACACACCAGGACCAGGGCAGUGAGCAAACUGAGAAGUCACCCUGGGGCACACACCUGACCUCCAGUAGACUGCCAGUCUGCACCUAAGGAUGCCCACAGCCCUGUGUGGUGUUGGAAGGGGCUAGGAAGCUGCUACAGGUGCACCGGGAGGGAAGAGAGGGAGUACCCAAUGGUAUAGUGGUAAUGAACAGGCGUUUAUUGAUGGCUCCAUGAGUGCCAACUACUAUGCCCACUGCUGGGAGUCUGGACGUAACCGAGACUGGAAACAGACUCACAUAAACAUUAAAUCUGUUCAAACUAGACAAUCACUUGGCUGGGCCUGGGCUGGGUUCCCACUGAGGCCUUCAGAUCUCACAUUCUUAUGGUACAGGCUAGGUGUCAAGAACCAGGCCUGAUGACUGGCAUCCCCAGUGGGAGAGGGGACUGUCCUGGCCUUGACCAGGACAUCAGAUACUGAGCUGGGGAGGAGGCAGUGGGGUCAGGAGGGGAGGGUACAGUUGUUUGGCUCAUCAGGCAUCCUGAGUUUUCCUGGGCCAACUCCUCCAAGGGGCUGCAGACAAUCAGUGCAUUGUCAGCAGGGGCUGCAGCAUGGAGCAAGGGAGCAGCCACACACAGAGCCCCAGGCCUGGCCCUGCUGAGGUAAGUGCCUCUACCAUUCCUGGGACAAAGACCUGGGGAUGCCCUGGACAGGGGAUGAAGGACCACCACCCACCCCACCAUGACCCUUCCCUAAGCAAAUCGGCUCCCUGGUCUCUAGCCCCACUGACUGCAAUAUGCUCCCAGGUGAAGACCAAGCCCUGCCACUGGGGCUGGAGAACUGCAGGCCUGCUGUUGCUGCUGCUGGCACUGGCCACUGCAGGGGCUGUGGCCGGAGGGCUUCUUGGGUUUGCUCAUAGCCCUUCCAAGCCAUUGCAGAUGCUCCGACUGACCUUCCCAAGCCCCCAGGUUCCCUGGUCCAAUCAAACCACCAUCGUGGACAUGGCCCACAACAUGGCAACCAUCAUAGUGACUCCACCUCAGAGCAACCACAGCUGGGCAGUGCUGUUCGACGGGCAGAGCGGCUGCAUCUGUUACCGCCCUGCAGAGCAUCGGGCCUGCUUCCUCCGCCUGAUGGAGGCCCGAGAUCGGGAGACCCUGCAGCUGCUGCUGAACACCUCCAGGGCCCAAGGGCCCCUCAGCCCAGAUCAUGACACCCACCAUGCCCAGGAGCUGCUGGCAGUGCUUGGGAGCCACACCGUGGACCCUGCCCAGGUGGGGGCUUCAGUGCAGCACCUCUGUGCAAAGACCCCCAUCUACUGGGCCCGUCAAGCCAAGGGGCCCCAGAGGCAGCGGCUGAUCUAUCUCUGCAUUGACAUCUGCUUCCCAAGCAACAUCUGUGUGUCUGUCUGCUUUUAUUACCUCCCAGACUAAGCCCUCUGCCUGGUCCAGCCUGGCCAUUGCCCCAUAGGCUUCCCCUGUUCCCACAGGCUAGCAAUCUGGCUAUGUCACCAGCACCUAGAGGGCAGCUGCUGGCAGGACUAAUAAACUCUUCCACCUGGCCAUGGUGGUGUUCUCUGGGUCCUCGGGACCUGAACAAGGGCAGGGAGUGGGAGGAAGAACGUGACUUGCAGGUGGGCACUAGCUUGGGUCCCCUCAGAAGCUCUAAACCCCAGAGGUCCAACCUCUCUGAAGGGAGUGUAGGCUCUCCCAGCCCAGGCAUGUACGGCCUGACUCAGUGGGCCUCCUGAUAAGCAGCUGAGCAGAGAGAGCCCCACAGGAGAGGCCUGCAAAGAGGGAGGACUAACCCAGUCAGGUCCAGCUAGCCUGGUGGGCAAAGGCUAAUCUCAGAGUUUCACUCUGACCUGAGUUCUAUAUAGGUCCAUCCAGCUAGAGCCGCUGCACCAGGCAGUCCCAGCUGCUCAGUUGCUGCCUGUGAUCCUGAGGGGCACAGCCUAGCCCAGCACACUGUCAUUGAAUGCCAAACAGACAACAGCUUUCUGGUGGCCGCCAUACUCUCUCUUGAUCUCUCCAGUCUCCACACACCAGAG
Sciurus carolinensis (gray squirrel) is the source of this 2859-nucleotide messenger RNA. RefSeq names its product BRICHOS domain containing 5 (gene Bricd5). The record is from RefSeq and is a predicted model, not a curated record. Gene Ontology annotation, biological process: regulation of cell population proliferation. NCBI's taxonomy places the organism in Eukaryota, Metazoa, Chordata, Mammalia, Rodentia, Sciuridae. The coding region runs from base 1421 to 2242 and encodes 273 amino acids. The transcript is spliced from 5 exons.